Molecule: messenger RNA, 1269 nt
Organism: Pyricularia oryzae 70-15
Lineage: Eukaryota; Fungi; Ascomycota; Sordariomycetes; Magnaporthales; Pyriculariaceae
Product: epoxide hydrolase 1
Exons: 2
Coding region: 1-1269 (422 amino acids)
Biological process (GO): epoxide metabolic process
Molecular function (GO): epoxide hydrolase activity
Source: RefSeq, a predicted model, not a curated record
AUGGAUAGCAAAAGCUUUGGAAAGUUGCCGGAAACGGCCAACACGGCAAGUGUACAGCCGUACUCGAUCCAAAUUCCCAAACACGAUGUGGCUCAGAUGCAGCAACUUGUUAAAAUGUCACCGAUUGCUUCAGCCUGCUAUGAAAACUCGCUGCCAAACGGCGAUAACAGUUAUGGACUCGGAAGAGAUUGGCUCGUUGCGGCCAAGGAACGCUGGGCAAACUCCUUUGACUGGAACAAGACUGAGGCCAGGCUCAAUGGGUACAAUCACUUCAUCGCCAAGGUGGCCGACGAGCAGCUGGGACAGACAUUCGACAUACACUUUGUCGCGUUGUUUUCCCAGGCUCGUCAGCCUGUGAAGCCGAUCAUUCUGCUCCACGGCUGGCCCGGCUCUUUUCUCGAGUUUCUGUCGAUGCUGGACCUGCUCAAGGACAAGUAUUCGCCCGAGGACCUGCCGUACCACAUCGUCGUACCGUCCCUGCCCGGCUACUUGUUUUCAUCAGCCCCGCCGCUGGAUCGGGACUUUGGCCUGAGGGACGUCGCGCGCCUGAUGGACAGCUUGAUGGUGGAACACCUCGGGUUUGGCGAGUCUGGGUACAUUGCCCAGGGCGGCGACGUCGGCUCGCGCGUCUGCCGCGUCCUGGCCGCCAAGUACGAUCGCUGCCUGGGGACUCUGCUCAACUACAACCGCAUUGGCAAGCCCGAAGGGUCGGCUGGGCCAGAGGCCUUGUCGGAGGAAGAGAAGGCAGGGCUGGAGCGGUGUAAAUGGUUCGACAGCGUGGGGACAGCAUACGCCAUGGCCCACGCGACGCGGCCGAGCACCAUGGGGCUGGUCCUCUCAUCCAGCCCCAUUGCGCUGCUGGCCUGGGUCGGGGAGAAGUUUGUGGACUGGUCCGACCCCAAAUCCUACCCGCCCGAGGAGGGCACGGGGUACAGCACCGAUCUCAUGGACGAGGUCCUGCUGUCGGCGUCGCUGUACUGGCUCACGGGGACGCCGCCCCGCUGCCUGUACAGCUACAGGGAGACGUACGACGUCGGCUCGGGCAAGAAGAAGUGGCACGAACUCCCCGAUUACCACAUUCGCGCGCCCAAGAAGUUUGGCUUCACCUGGUUCCCGCUCGACCUGGCGCCGAUCCCCAAGUCGUGGAUCGAGACCACGGGCGACCUCGUCUGGUUCCGUCGGCACGAGGUUGGCGGUCACUUUGCGGCCAUGGAGCAGCCUGUGGCGCUGCUUGGGGAUGUGGAGGAGUUCUGUAAGCUUUUUGGGUAA